UUUCCCGAGGAGCCAAGUGCCUGAGCGGCACGGGCGAGAGUUGGAGCGAAGGCAAGAUGGCGGACGUACUUGAUCUUCAUGAGGCCGGGGGCGAGGAUUUCGCCAUGGAUGAGGAUGGGGACGAGAGCAUCCACAAAUUGAAAGAAAAAGCGAAGAAACGCAAGGGCCGUGGCUUUGGCUCCGAAGAGGGGUCUCGAGCGCGGAUGCGUGAGGAUUAUGACAGCGUGGAGCAGGACGGCGAUGAACCCGGACCACAACGCUCUGUUGAAGGUUGGAUUCUCUUUGUCACUGGAGUCCAUGAGGAAGCCACGGAAGAAGACAUCCAUGAUAAAUUUGCAGAGUAUGGAGAAAUAAAAAAUAUCCACCUCAAUCUGGACAGACGUACAGGAUAUCUAAAGGGGUAUACUCUAGUUGAGUAUGAAACAUACAAGGAGGCCCAGGCUGCUAUGGAGGGACUCAAUGGCCAGGAUUUGAUGGGACAGCCAAUCAGUGUGGACUGGUGUUUUGUUCGGGGUCCACCCAAGGGCAAGAGGAGAGGUGGCCGAAGACGCAGCAGGAGUCCAGAUCGGAGACGUCGCUGAUCCUCCCUCUGUUGUUCAGGUGUUCUUUGCAGAGAUUCCACUUGACCAUGCAAAUGGUGAAACCUUUGAGAAAUAGGGCUGGGGUGGAACUCACUGUGUUUAUAUUUAAUCUCUUACCCUGUUUAGUGUUUCUUUUGAAUUAUGAAUAAAUGUCCAAUUUUUGUUUUCUAAAAUUACUUUCCUUUCCUUUUCUAAUAUUGUAAAUUCUGGUGUACUAUUUACAGUGAGGCAGUAUGGGUCACUGUGAGAUAUUUCUCCCAGGGACUGAAUUCUGUGUGAGUUUCUACAUUAGAUACAGUCUCCAGUGUCAGCUAGGGUCAAGUAGAGACACUGCUCAGUAUUUUUCUUUGAAGCUAAGAGAGCAGGGGUAGAAGUAAGAUGUUCUCAUGACAGUAAGGAAUAAUCCUUCUGUUCCUAUAUAGGCUGUCCUGAGCAAAUGGUAUCAUAGAAAUGUCUCUUUUUUUCUCUCCUGCCUUUCUUACUGCCAAAUUUGUUUGUACUUCCAUCUGUCUAAGAGCUUGAAUCUCCUGUUGGGACACUCUUCCAGAACCUCCUUCCCUGGAGGAGUCUAUACUAUGUUCUUGAUGCCCUCUUCGGCAGCUAAAGGUGAAGGCCCCAUAGAGGAAAGGAUCCAGAGGAGCAUUGAGAAGGCCAAAGAGGAAAAGGAUGCGGCUGAGGCUAGGAGGCACUUCAGUUAGCAUGGUGGGAGAGAACCAGUACCAAAGACCCAGAAGGUAAUAAGGUGUCCAGCAGAAGAUGAAGGUCAGCAGGACAAGUAGGGCCAGUCGUAGGGCCCGAUGACGAGCACGGGAGCGAUUGUCUGAGGAGUGGCGGAGGGCAAAUUUACCUGCAGGGGCUGGGAAUUUAGAAAAUAGACUCAAAUUCAGAACCCCUCAGCUUCUAAAUUGAUAGGCAAAAAUUGUGAGAGAGAGCUCUUCCCUCUAUAAGAGACUGCUGCAAGCCCUCCUCCCCUUCCCAAUCUGGGACUAUAUGCUCCCUUCCCAUUAGGGAUUAUGACAGAUGUGCUGGAAAAAAGGAUUCAAUUGAGGUGCUGUGGUACAUGAAGCUACAAAGUCUGUUUGAAGUCUUGUUGGUGUCCAAGAGCGAAGGAGAAUACUGAUCACCCUUCUCCUUAAUUCUUGCCUAGUUAGGUCAACUUUAGAGAAUGAUGGCUAGUGGCUGGUUAGAAUUGAAUGCAUUCAAUGAAAUUAGUGUGGCAUUAGCUGCUAGAGGUACAGUUUGUUGUUAGUUGCUAAGUUGUAUCCGAUUCUUUUGUGACCCCACAGGCUAUAACCCACCAGGCUUCUCUGUCCAUGGGAUUUCCCGGUCAAGAAUACUGGAAUGGGCUGCCAUUUCCUUCUCCAGGGGAUCUUCCCAACCCAGGGAUUGAACUUGAAUGUCCUGUAAUGCAGGCAGAUUACUUACCACUGAGCCACUGGGCAAAGCCCCUUGGUUUGAUAGAUAGCUAUCAUGUUAAUGAGGCUAGACAAUAGUUUUAGGGUAUGGGUUAGGGCCUGGGGGUUGGAGUCUCACCAUGGUUCCCCUUCCUUGUCUGAAGAGUGGACACACUGCAGAUAAUUCGGCUAUAGCAGAUGGUCAUUGCAGUCAGUGGCAGCAGAAAGAGGCAGCAGAAGGUGAAGAGGUUAUAGAUGAUCUCUUGCCAUCGAGCCUUGAAGCUGCCUUUGGUGACACAGUGAAGGGAACUGGACCAGCGCGUCGGACGGUAUGGAACAGGAACAGCUAGAUUGGAGUCAAGGAUUAUUAGAACUGGUCUCCCUUCCUUCUCCCCUGCCAAGCUACCUACCAAUUCAACACUGUCUCCUCCCGAUUAAUUCAUUCUUUUUUUGUGUGUGUGAUUGUUAGGAAAUUUGGGAGCUAAAACAGUGCAUAAUCUCAAUCCAUUCUUAAUUCCCUGCAGUGCUGAGUAAUGGUACAUCCGUGGUGCCAUAUUUAAAAGGUCAGAAAUGUAUCUUGAAAAUCCCUAUUUUCCUCUUAGGCUAUGCUUAUUAAAUCCAGAACUUAAAGAAUCCUGUCUUUUGAGUACAAUCUACCAUUUCACAAGAGGAUAUCUCUACCACACCAACAUUUUUUUCCCCUCACCUUUUUUAGCUGAAAUAAUUUUCCUGAUGUGUCUGAUUAAUUCUGUGGAAAAAAGAAAUCUUGUAUAAAAUGGGAGGUGCUAGAGUUGCAGGCUGUUUUGCAGUCACUCUCUAAAGUGACUUUAGUAAUAGUCCUAUGUACAAUAACUAUAAUGGUGAAAUAACAUUAAUAAAAUUUAACAUUUUCCAAA
This is a messenger RNA of Dama dama (fallow deer), 2871 nucleotides long. RefSeq names its product RNA binding motif protein 8A (gene RBM8A). The coding region runs from base 57 to 581 and encodes 174 amino acids. Gene Ontology annotation, biological process: RNA splicing. Gene Ontology annotation, cellular component: exon-exon junction complex; nucleus; cytoplasm. Lineage: Eukaryota; Metazoa; Chordata; Mammalia; Artiodactyla; Cervidae. The record is from RefSeq and is a predicted model, not a curated record. Gene Ontology annotation, molecular function: mRNA binding. The transcript has 6 exons.